AAUCACUGUAGCGGUGGUUUAUCGGCUGUCGCUGCGAAGCUGAGUUCAACCCUGACCGGUCAAUCGUCAGGAUGAACCGAGCCAGAACAUGGCGGAUAUUGAGGAGUUACGGGUAGGCUACAGUGUUGUGAUAGCUGACAGUGGCUGUGUGCUUCUCUGAGCUCAGGGGAAGCUCGCUCUGCCCGCAGUGCUCUGCGGGCCACGGCUCGGCCUGCGGGUGGGAGUCAGAGAGCGGCGGGGUGGCUCAGAGCUGUAGGCCCGAGAGCUGCUGCUAGAGUCCCGCUAGAGAGAGAGAGAGAGAGAGAGAGAGAGAGAGAGAGCGAGCGAGCUGCUGCUGCUGCUGCUGCUGCGUUAGCAUAUCAAGAUGCAAUUCGCGCACAUUUGUAAAGGAUUUUUAAAGAAAAAAGGAUUAACAAGUAAGAACGAUCAAGCAUGGACCGUAUGUUGAAGGAAUAUGGUAUCAAGUUUCCGUGUCUCAGAGCUGCAGGUACUGCUAGGUUUUGCUGGAAGGAACAAGAGUGGUCGCAAGCAUGAACUUCUGCUGAGGGCUUUGCAUUUGAUAAAGAGUGACAGUAAUCCUGCUGUGCAAAUUAAAAUCAAGGAACUGUAUCGCCGGAGAUAUCCUCGAACAUUUGACAGUCUUUCGGAGUUAUCAAACAUUAAGGCCUACUUUCAGACAGGGGACAGAUCAACGGUUGUAAGUCCGGAACUUUCUCUUGGUGCUAGUCACUCAGACGUGGUGCAUCAGCAGUUGGCCACCCGCAAAUCACCAGCAUUUCAGGACUCAAAGCCCAGGAUGAACAUGCAGCAGCCAAACCCACUUAUGCCCCCUGUCCACCCGGACGUCCAGAUGAAGUCCCUCCCAUUUUAUGAUGUGUUGGAUGUAUUGAUCAAGCCAUCGAGUUUAGGACCCAGUACUGUUCAGAGGUUUCAUCAGGAAAAGUACUUCAUCUUUGCCUUGACUCCACAGCAAGUGAGAGAAGUUUGUAUUUCACGGGAUUUCCUUCCUGGUGGGAGAAGAGACUAUAUGGUUCAAAUACAGUUACGGUUCUGCCUUUCAGAGACCAGUUGCCCUCAAGAGGACAACUAUCCCAACAGUCUUUGCAUCAAAGUCAAUGGGAAGCUCUUUCCUUUACCAGGCUAUGCACCACCUCCUAAGAACGGUGUUGAACAAAAGAGGCCUGGAAGGCCUUUGAACAUCACGUCUCUCGUCAGAUUGUCCUCUGCAGUACCCAAUCAGAUAUCAGUCACGUGGGCACCUGAAAUAGGAAAGACAUAUUCCAUGUCCGUUUACUUGGUACGGCAGCUGACGUCACCGUUGCUACUGCAAAGAUUACGAAUGAAAGGGAUCAGAAACCCUGACCACUCAAGAGCACUAAUAAAAGAAAAGCUCACAGCAGACCCAGACAGUGAAAUAGCUACAACCAGUUUGCGAGUGUCCCUCAUGUGCCCACUCGGAAAGAUGCGCCUCACAGUUCCCUGUCGAGCGGUUACCUGCUCUCACCUUCAGUGUUUCGAUGCAGCUCUGUACCUGCAGAUGAAUGAAAAGAAACCCACCUGGAUCUGCCCUGUGUGUGACAAGAAAGCCACAUAUGAGAGUCUGAUCAUUGAUGGGCUCUUCAUGGAAAUAUUGAACGACUGCACAGAUGUGGACGAAAUCAAGUUCCAGGAAGACGGGACCUGGUGUCCAAUGAGACCAAAGAAGGAGGCGCUAAAAGUUUCAUCUCCAAUUAUACCCAAAAUUGAGUGUGCUGCCCCUGUCCGGCAGAGUGCAGUGGUUCCCUAUUCAGAACCCAGCAGCACAAAGAAGGCUGACGUGAUUGAUCUGACCCUCGAAAGCUCUUCAGAUGAUGAUUCAGAACCAGACCCUCCCUUGAAAAAGCGAUGUCUCUAUAUGUCCAAACAAGAGGAAAUCCAUAGCAAAGGGGUUUUGACCUAUCAGCCAUCAACAGUUCGGGUGCCAAAUGUCCAGGCACUGGACACAUCAUACCUAACAUCCUCCAUAGCAGACUAUGCAGUUCCAUUCCACCAUUCAACAUUGUCAACUAUUCCCACCGAUAUGCAAAGUCUUGAUUUAUUUUCUUUACUUCAAGCAGACCCCCAGCAGCAUUACCGGAGCCCAGUGUUCCUGGACAGCCUCCCCAGCAGCCUCCAGAGUGCCACUACCAGUGCUGGCCUUGUGUCCUCAUCAGUCCCGUACGAGACAGCCGCACAUGGAGGGAGCUCCAGUCACGAAACGGGAGUCAUUACCGGAGGAUCCUCCAGUCUGUCAGAUAUUAUCUCUCUGGACUGAUGGAGUCACGGUUUCGGUCUACGCAGGCCAGCACGACACAAUCACCAAGCAAACUGCCAUGGGCCACGGGUUUAAAGACUUAUGCCAGACUUUAAUCAUGGUUAAGCAUCAUACUUACAAUUAUGGUAUAUAAAUGGUAGGUAUUGCUGUAGAUUACUGCAACAAUGGGAAGCGGCAUGUUUUGCGUUGCUUAUAGAUGUCGGUAGCACCAGAUGGUUUUGGGAAUUCCAGAAAUCCAGCCCUGACUUGUGCUCUCUUACUGUCCUUUCUCCUUCUGAAGUUUUUUUUUUAUUAUUUUAUUAUUAUACACUUUUUAACGUUGUAACAGUGACUCAUACCCAUUGCCUUUUUGAUUGAACGGACUGAACAAGCAAAUCAGUCAAUGAAAUGUUGGACUGGUUGGACUGGGAACACUGGACACAUGUUGAGUUCACGGAGUCAUGUUGUGUUGGAAACGGUGCAGCAGUGUUUUUUGUUGGAAACUUGUGAAAUUACUCUGGGCAGCUCGGAAUUUUAAUGUAGUACUAACCAAUUUAUGCAGUGCAAUUUACCUUCAUCUCAAAGGUCCUAAUUUAGCGUUAAGCAAUAAAACAAGCUUGAUGUGUGUUCAAUUGCACAAUAUGUUAAAUGGUAAAUUUAUAGACUGUAAUCUGGUUUCUUUCUGCUAAAAGUUCAGAUUACAUCAGCAGGUUAUGUUGUUUGUUAUUUUUUUGCCACUUGUGUGUUUUUUUUUUGUAUCAUUAAGUUUAAUUUGAUUUUCGGCUGUGUGCUUUUUAUUAAGGGCCCCUCAGAUGAUUAGCUUCUGUUUUGUUAAUUAACAAUCUUUGUUUGUCGACCUGCGUUAUACUGUAUUUGUAUGUGGGAACUUUGUCCUCUUUUUACUAUUUAAACUGUGCUUUUGAAUAUCCACCUCAAAAACUCUUACUCAAAUUAUGUUUAUAAUUAAAAAAACACGAUUGUCAAUAA
Messenger RNA from Astyanax mexicanus (Mexican tetra), 3259 nucleotides. It is a transcript of the gene pias2, whose product is annotated as protein inhibitor of activated STAT, 2. Bases 455 to 2293 code for a protein of 612 amino acids. Gene Ontology annotation, molecular function: zinc ion binding; transcription coregulator activity; SUMO ligase activity. The record is from RefSeq and is a predicted model, not a curated record. The transcript is spliced from 15 exons. Lineage: Eukaryota; Metazoa; Chordata; Actinopteri; Characiformes; Acestrorhamphidae. Gene Ontology annotation, biological process: protein sumoylation; regulation of transcription by RNA polymerase II.